This is a messenger RNA of Podarcis lilfordi (Lilford's wall lizard), 492 nucleotides long. Lineage: Eukaryota; Metazoa; Chordata; Lepidosauria; Squamata; Lacertidae. The record is from the annotation of a GenBank genome assembly.
AUGGUUUCAAGACGCGGAGCUCGCAGGAAACGAACGUGGCUUGAGUGGAUUGGGGACUUCAUUUCCCAUGGUGCACCGAGGCUAGUUUCUCUAGACCACAGUUCCCACGAGGCAAGGCGCGAGCGGAGCGGCGCGUUGCCUGAUGGGAGUUGUAGUCAAGAGGGGGAGGCGUUAAGAGGCCUUUUAGGCUGCCGGCGGAGUUUGGGUAAUGAUGAAAUCCGACGGGGACGUUUCCCAGGAACUGAGUUUGCUUUGGGCUUUGUGGGCAAAAAGAAACAUGGCUUGCAUUGGACGGAGCGGCUGAGCGACAGCUUAGGGGAAGAGGGGCGGGGGUGGAUAAACAGCAUUUGGGGAAAGGGAGAAGAUGUGGAUGUAGGAGUUUGGGGCGGGAGUUUUGGUCGAGGCAGAGAGAGAGAGAGACGAGGAGCAGAGGGGGUGGGAGCCGUUCGGCGGGGCUUAGAGCAUUGGGGUGGCGCCCCAUUUUGUGAGUAA